Molecule: messenger RNA, 1580 nt
Organism: Anolis sagrei ordinatus
Lineage: Eukaryota; Metazoa; Chordata; Lepidosauria; Squamata; Anolidae
Product: cytochrome P450 2J2-like
Biological process (GO): xenobiotic metabolic process
Cellular component (GO): intracellular membrane-bounded organelle; cytoplasm
Molecular function (GO): iron ion binding; oxidoreductase activity, acting on paired donors, with incorporation or reduction of molecular oxygen, reduced flavin or flavoprotein as one donor, and incorporation of one atom of oxygen; heme binding
Source: RefSeq, a predicted model, not a curated record
CCUUGUUCUUUCAGCUUCACACAUUGCAGGUUGAAAAGAGUAAAAGAGAAAGGGAAGUCUGGAGUAUGGAGGGAGUGUGGGUAUAUUUGAUUGCUCUCCUGGUGAUUCUUCUGAUCCAGUACUUUUGGAGACAACAACAAUCAUGCCGAAAUUAUCCUCCUGGGCCUCUUUCACUUCCUUUCAUUGGAGGCCUAUGGCGAAUCGGGUUUGGAUAUCGUGAAGAUACUCUGAUAAAGAUAGCAAAGCAAUAUGGAAACAUUUAUACAAUAUGGGUGGCAAAUUUUCCUGUUGUAGUACUAUCUGGAUUCCAUGUUGUGAAAGAAGGACUGGUCAACCACUUGGAAGAAUUAUCUGACAGGCCACUGACGCCUUUCUUUAGAGAUCUUGGAAGAACAAAAGGUGUUGUACUUUCCAACGGCCACUUGUGGAAGCAGCAGAGACGAUUUGGGCUCUUUACGAUGCGGAAACUGGGAUUGGGGAAAAAAGAUAUGGAGAGCCAAAUAGAAGCAGAAGCCCAGCAGCUUGUAGAGAUAAUUGCAAGUGAAAAAGGGCAACCAUUCGAUCCUUCAAUGGCCAUCACAAAUUCCGUUUCCAAUGUGAUAUGUGCCGUGACAUUUGGACAACGGUUUUCUCUUGAAGAUGAAAACUUCAAGAAAUUAAUUGAAGGCCUUGAUCUUGGUUUAAAAUUCAUAGGAAGCUUUUCUCACGCACUUUAUGAAGUAAUUCCAUGGCUCAUGAAGCAUCUUCCUGGACCUCACAAGCAGGCAUUAGGUACCUCGGAUAUGCUGUUUUCAUUAGCAAAGAAGAAAAUAGAGCAGCACAAGGAGGACAACUCCUACCAUGAGCCACAGGACUUCAUUGAUUUCUAUCUACUUCAGAUGGAGAAAAGCAAGAAUGAUCCUAAUACUACAUAUGAUGAAGAAAACUUGGCUCAGUGUAUUCAUGACUUCUUUAUUGCUGGAUCAGAAACAACUGCCACCACUCUGAAAUGGGCAAUCCUCCUUUUGACAAAUCAUCCAGAUAUCCAGGAUAAAGUCCACAAGGAGAUAGAAGAUGUUUUGGUUUCCUCCUCCAUCUGCUAUCAAGACCUUAAGAAACUGCCUUAUACAAAUGCUGUGUUUCAUGAGAUCCAGCGUUCAAAAUAUAUCUUGUUAGUUGGAUUUGCAAGACAAUCAACUAAAGACAUGAACUUGAGAGGCUUUUGCAUUCCCAAGGGGACCAUUGUUAUACCAGAUGUACGCUCUGUUCUUUUUGAUCCUGUGCAAUGGGAGACUCCUGAAGAGUUCAAUCCGAAUCAUUUUUUGGACAAGGAAGGGAAUUUUGUUGCUAGAGAAGAAUUUCUGCCAUUUGGUGCAGGGGCCCGGGUGUGUCUGGGAGAGCUACUGGCAAGAAUUGAGUACUUCCUCUUCUUGACCAACCUGUUGAGGGCCUUCCGCUUCCAGCUGCCAGAAGGAGUCAAAGAGCUCAACCAAACCCCUAUAAUAGGAAUAACAACACCACCCCAUCCAUAUAAAGUGUGUGCUGUUCCUCGCCAUAGCCCCUAAUAAAAGAAAAAAGAAAUAUAUAUAUGUUGCCAGUUA